Molecule: messenger RNA, 1429 nt
Organism: Closterium sp. NIES-67
Lineage: Eukaryota; Viridiplantae; Streptophyta; Zygnematophyceae; Desmidiales; Closteriaceae
Source: the annotation of a GenBank genome assembly
CGUGUGAAUAACCGUCAGCAAAUCAGCGAGCAUGAUUUAGGACCAUAGUAUCGCGCGACGCGUGUCAGAGCGCGCUUCGCGCUCAGCGUCCGAUUACGUCUGUUUGCAGAGUUUUCUGUCGCAAAUCCCAUCCCGGCCGACUUCACACAGAGCACCGAGUGGCGAACGAUGCUUGGCCUAUCGAAUGGCGAACUUGGGCUGCUCGUCUUCCUGGGAAUUGUUGCGUUCGGCCCAAAAGAUAUCCCCGUUAUAGCACGGGCAGCUGGACGCCUCACAGGACGAGCCAUGGGGUUUAUACACGCUGCUCGAACCAAGUUCAGUUCAUUCGCCGACCAAACACAACUGACUGAGUUACAACAAGAGGUGCAGCAGGCGAUGUCGCAGCUGCAGGCCAUCCGGCACCAGCUGAACACCGGAGUCAGCCUGCUGCACAUGCCACCCGCCCCUCAUGCACCACAUACACCUGCUGCAUCCCAUAUGCCACCUGCUUCACAUGUACCUGCUUCACUCGCUGCAUCCCACAUGUCAUCCGUGCACAACAUACACCCUUCAACCAUAGCGCAUUCUGCAGGUCCCGGCACCACACCACAUAUCUCCCACACUGCAGCGCAUGCACACCUGGACUCCCCUAGGCACGUGUCUCCAGCCGUGGCUGCUGCUGUAGCUUACGCUGCUGCUGUAUCUGCAGGGCCAGCCAGACCAACUCCAGCAGUAGCAGCAGGAGCAGCAGGGGCAGCAGGGGCAGCAGGGGCAGCAGGGGCAGGAGGAGCAGCAAGAGCAAGCGCACCAUCCAUGGCCGGAGCAGGGGCAGCAGGCGCAAUGGAAGCACCUGGAGGUGCUCCUGCUGGAGUUGAUGGCGCGGUCGAUGCGUUUCGAAGAAGCAGGGAUGACUUGCCUCCAUGGGUGUUGCCUGUCUCUGCUGCUGCGGCUGGUUUACUACCUCCUAAAAAAGGUGGAUUCGCUCUGAGUGGGUCGGAUAUCAUGGCAGAAGCACUCACAGAGGAGAGGGUUGCGAGGCAAGCACAAACCUUCAUCGCCAGCAGCAGUGCCCUGCGUGGUCUGCCUAGACCAGAAUGAUAUGCAUUGUGUGAUGUGAAUGCCCAUGUCCCAUAAGAGUUUCCUCUCAUGUAACCGUCCCUGCUAAAAGAACCCCCCUCUCCCGUGAGUCACACACAAAGCGAACUAUUCUUUCGCCUUUUACUAAAGAAUACCGUGUGUGUUUCUCAUCAAGCGGCAUAUAACAAUUUUUGAAGUGCCUUUUCGAAGGCACAAAAAAACAACAUUGAAAUGGGAUGGUGUAAAAGAUCAAACUUUUGUUCGAGCAUUUGUAAAACACUGGCCACGCCGAUCAGCUCAUUGCAAGCCAACAGCGGCAGGCAAAACACAUCAACAAGCAGCAUCUUGUGGACAAAAAAUUUGUCCUUCUGAA